Molecule: messenger RNA, 585 nt
Organism: Fibroporia radiculosa
Lineage: Eukaryota; Fungi; Basidiomycota; Agaricomycetes; Polyporales; Fibroporiaceae
Exons: 6
Coding region: 1-585 (194 amino acids)
Source: RefSeq, a predicted model, not a curated record
AUGGCACUUGCUAGCGUAGGAGUUAGUGGUGCUCCUGGCCGCCGCGCAGACAGUCAAGCGACGUGCAACAGCGGGGAAGUCAUCAGCACGUCGACGCUCAUGGCAGGUUCUGUGUCGCUGAAGGUGGUCACGGAGACUUGCCCUGGCCUCACCACGUCGUCGCCCUCUUCCGAUGCUUUUAGGCUGGACAACGGGACAGUCGUCAUCGACAAUGUCGACGUCAGGUCUCCCAGCUCCAAGAGGCAGACGGCCAUUAGUGGAACAUGCGACAUACAGUGCAUGGAUAUUGGCACGGCCGCCGAUAUGUCUGACUGUUCCAUAAUUGAGAACGAACUGAACGGCAUCGAUGGAUACUUCACUGCAUACCCAGCCACUAGGACUACGUUCAGCUUCCAGACCUGCGCGCUCAAUUUCAUUAAUGCUAUCGACGAGGAGCUGUCGGUUUACUAUCCCACCAUAGGCACCAUCUCUGGUGAUGUCGCCUCAGACUGCUUGAGCGGUGACAUGGGGUCUGAGGGAGGGGAGUGCCAGGAGAUCCCCGGCCUGGACUGGGUAUUUGGUGCAUACGGAGUCACAGACAUGUAG